Messenger RNA from Postia placenta MAD-698-R-SB12, 1123 nucleotides. RefSeq lists its product as hypothetical. The transcript is spliced from 4 exons. The record is from RefSeq and is a predicted model, not a curated record. Bases 1 to 888 code for a protein of 295 amino acids. NCBI's taxonomy places the organism in Eukaryota, Fungi, Basidiomycota, Agaricomycetes, Polyporales, Adustoporiaceae.
AUGAUUCCCCCGCCGAAAUCAAGCCUUCAUCCUAUUGACCCUCCAACAUCUGGCCUGCGCCUGACGCGAGAAGAAGAACGCCACAUUCAAUCGCAGCUACCUUCAAAUGGCAAGGGCAUUGCGUAUGCGUUCGCCAGUGUCUACCACGCACCUUUUUCCGGACGCGAAGACUCUUGGACGAGUACUGGCUUGAAGGGGAUGCUCGUCUUCGGUCGCAACAAACGGACGGACCGCCCACUGGCAAUCAGGCCUAGCGCUACCUUCCAGUUCCAGUCGCAGUACUGGUUCAGGCUCGUCGACAUGAAGUCGGACAAGGGCUUGAUCUGGAUACACGACAUUCCCGAUGACUUCCAGUAUCGCUUCGACAAGCCGUUCUUCCACACCUUCACUGGGAAGAGCAGAAUGUAUGGCCUGCGCUUUGACAAUGAUGUAGAUGCGGCGAACUUCUACAAGAAACUCUGUACGAGUCAGCUGAACAUCCCCGUGCACGCUCCUCGUAAGAUCCGAAAGUUGACGCCUUGCUCGCAGUCGCCCCAAGCGCCAACAAGCGCGGACCCUCCGCGCGUGAAGGCAUCGAUGAUCUCGUCUCCUACGCCCGGCAGCUUUGUCCAUGUAGGGCACGUCGGCUACAACGAGAAGGGCCGAAUCGAAACGUCGGAGAACCUCGGUCCUGGUUGGACAGUUAUGAUCGAGGAGCUGUUGGGGCGCGGUAUCGCGUACGAUGACCUCCGUGGUCACGGCAUUACGCAGAAGAUCCUUGAACAGAACAAAGACUUUGUGGAGGGGUUCCUGAAAGGCGCAGACGCACGUGGCAAGGUAACGGGGCAGGAGCAUGGUCCGGAGAGGAAGCGCAAGUCGCCCCACAGGAAGCCGGUCACCCUUGUAUGAACGAGUUCGUUCGAACCGCUCCUUCUAACUUAUUGAUGCUUUCGAUCUGAACUGCUGUAUCGCUACCGCUAUAUUUCGCAACCCAUAUGGACGACUUGGACUUCGUCAGCUGCCCUGCGGCGUAUGUAUUUGUAUGCUGUAUGACUACUUCUAUGUACUGUAUGCAUUUUGAGACUACUAUAGGCCCAGUGUAGUAUCCACCAAUAUUCCACAAUGUAUCGGCUAAUAUGUUUGG